Closterium sp. NIES-65 is the source of this 1653-nucleotide messenger RNA. Lineage: Eukaryota; Viridiplantae; Streptophyta; Zygnematophyceae; Desmidiales; Closteriaceae. The record is from the annotation of a GenBank genome assembly.
AUGUGCCAUGUGUCCCAGAGCCUGCCGACAGCAGCCCACGGCAAGGUCAUCCUCGGGGGUGCGAGAGGGGUUGUGAGGGCCAAGGGGGGUUCCCCCCCUCCCCCCUUCCGCGGUUCCUCCCCUCCCCCGCUCGCCUGGCCCCUCCUGGAGCCCAUGGAGAAAAAUCUCGUCCCUUCCCUCUCCCCCGCCCGUCCCCACCCCUCCGCCCGCCCCUUCUGCCCUCCUCCCCCAUCCUGCUCCGCCUCAUGCUCCCCCGUCUCCCACCCAGUUUCCACCAAACCCAACGCGCCAGCAUCCCCCCUGCCCCUUCUCCACUCCGCACCUCCCCUCCCCACUGCGCCCCCCCUUCCCCCUACCUGUGGUCGCCCAUCACUGCUGCGUCCAUCUGCGCCCCUCCUCCUAGUGCCGGGCAAACUGAUAUCCGCGGACUCUCGCGGAGGGAGCGGUAGAGGGGCGCUCACAGGGGGGAUGGCGGCGAAGCGGUGCAGCCGGCGGAGCAUCUCUCCCCUCCACACCAGCAUCUCUCCCCCCCACACCAGCAUCUCUCCCCCCCACACCAGCAUCUCUCCCCCCCCACCAGCAAACUCCUCCUCCACAGUAGCUGCCACCACCAAACACUUGCCUCUCCAGCGCCACCCAUCAUUACCCCACCCUCACGUCCCUCCCCUCACCUCCCUCCCCUCGCCUACCCCUCCCCUCGCCUAUCCCUCCCUAACCUCCCUCCCCUCCCCUCACCUACCCCUCCCUUCAUCUCCCUCCCCUCACCUCCCUCCCUCCCCUCCCCUCACCAACCCCUCCCUUACCUCCCUCCCCUCACCUCUCUCCCCUCACCUUCCUCCCCUCAACUCCCUCCCCUCACCUCCCUCUCCUCCCCUCACCUACCCCUCCCCUUACCUCGCUCCCCUCACCUCCCUCCCCUCACCUGCCCCACUCACCUCCUCCACGUUAGGCGCCAGCACCACACACUUGGCCCUCCCACUGCGCACCGCCUGCCCCACCUCCUUCAGCCCUGCCAGCACCCGCCGCCUCAUCGCUCCCUGUCCUGUGCGUCGUUGCGGGGGGGAUGGGGAGGGAGAGGGGGAUGCAGGGGAUGCGCCGCCGCAUAGCUCCCUGCUCCCAUGCGUCCUUUACCCUGAGGUCCCCGUCUCCCCAUCCACCCCUCCCCCAUCUCCCCCUCCCCCCACACUCGCGCUACUGCGCACGCUGCCACCUGCGCACGCGCUCGCACUGCCGCCCACGCUCGCGCGCCUGUCUCGCCAGCACCACCAUGCAUUUCAAGCGGCUCGAUCGCUUCUUAUUCGGUGUCCGCCUCUCCUUCCCCCACCUCAACCCAAUUCUCUCCAAAGUUGCUGCCUUCACCCACCCCUCCACAGCGCGUCUCCACGCACCCUCUCUCACGCACGCCCUCUAACACCUUUCCCCCGUUUUUCCACUUUUCCCGCCCGUCCCCACCUGUCUCCACCCGUCCGCCGGCGCCUUCUCCCCUCCUCCGCCUCCCCGUUAUCCCUCCCCUCGCAUCAUUUCCGCCGAACCCAAACCACGCGCGCUAGUAUCCACCUAUUCCCCUCCCCUCCUUGCGACUCCCCUCCCGGUUCCGCCUCCCCUUUCCCCUCCGCGCGGCCGCCCGUCAUUUCUGGCCCCGUCAGCGCUUAA